This is a messenger RNA of Heterobasidion irregulare TC 32-1, 366 nucleotides long. RefSeq lists its product as uncharacterized. Lineage: Eukaryota; Fungi; Basidiomycota; Agaricomycetes; Russulales; Bondarzewiaceae. Gene Ontology annotation, cellular component: endomembrane system; membrane. The coding region runs from base 1 to 366 and encodes 121 amino acids. The record is from RefSeq and is a predicted model, not a curated record. The transcript has 3 exons.
AUGCAGGCGGAGAGGUCAGACUUGGCUCCUCCCAAAGAUGACCCGUUCACUUUGGACCAAUUGAAACAAUUCGACGGAUCUGAUCCCUCGAAACCCAUUUACGUCGCUAUCAAAGGGACUGUGUUCGAUGUUUCCCACAAGUCUGACACUUACGGGCCGGGAAAGUCGUACAACCUGUUCGCAGGGAAAGAUGCAUCGAAGGCAUUAGGGAAGUCAAGUCUCAAGCCUGAGGACGCCGUACCAGACUAUAGUGAUCUGCCGGAGAACGAGAUGAAGGUAUUGAACGACUGGCACGUCUUCUUCACGAAACGCUACAAUGUUGUUGGCAAAGUUGUAGAUCUGCCAGCUGCCGUGGCAAAUCUAUAG